Messenger RNA from Portunus trituberculatus (swimming crab), 1111 nucleotides. RefSeq lists its product as uncharacterized. The transcript has a single exon. The coding region runs from base 204 to 1100 and encodes 298 amino acids. The record is from RefSeq and is a predicted model, not a curated record. NCBI's taxonomy places the organism in Eukaryota, Metazoa, Arthropoda, Malacostraca, Decapoda, Portunidae.
GGCGGUGCCCGCCACCCACUCCCCAUUGUGUGCCUCGUGCUGAUGUGCUCCUGUGUGCUCUGGACCCUGACAACGAAGCUGACGCAGCCAGUGAAAGCGGACAACCACGGGUGAGAAGGUAACAGUGGUGUCAGGAGUGAGGAUUUAGUGUCCUGUGUUUUAUCAUGCUUGUGGUUGCUUGUGACUGGUUAGUGUGAUGAAGCAUGCUGAGGCUAAUGGCGGUGGUGGUGAGGCUGAGCCGGGUGAGAGGAAGCCCGACCAGCUCCUGCCCCUCCUGGUGCCGUGGGCGGGGACUGGGGCCUUGUUGGAGCCGCAGGCCUGUGGAGGGCUCCUGGGGGCCCGCCAGCGGCCUCGCGGCCUCUGGGAAACGCGAGUUUGUUGGCGUCAAGUUCCCUGCCAUCUUCCCUCGCUUCCCCGUCCGGCAUGGCGCGCGCGCUGUCUUUGUCAACUCCACUCUCACCGCCUCGCUCGCCUUUCCUCUGCUUCAAGUCUCGCAAGCCUGCGAGUACGACGGUAAGGUGGCCUGGGAGUUCUAUGCUGCCCAGUUUGAUCUGCUGGCGGCUGCACAGGGUUGGGACCAGGCUGAGAAGGCCUUGCAGCUGGCCACAGCUCUCAGGGGUCCAGCUAUCGAGGUUUUUAGCCACCUCCCGCCAACGCAGCGUGCCUCCUUCCCUGACAUUGCUGAGGCACUGCGUCGUCGCUUCGGGCACCGCCACCAGGCUGAGGUGUAUCGUGCCCAGCUGAAGAAGAGGACGAGGCAGAGGGGCGAGACGCUGUCCCAGCUGGCCCACGACGUAGAGGCACUGGUGAGAAGGGCGUACCGAACGGCUGGUGAGGAAAUGGUCACCAUGUUGGCGCGUGAUGCCUUCCUGGAUGCCUUGGUGGACCACCAGCUGCAGAUUUAUGUGAGGCAGGCACACCCAGCUGACGUGCAAGUGGCUUUGGCUCGUGCAAUGGAGUUUGAGGCCUUCAUACUGACCGCGAACUCCCUGUCUACCUUCGCCCGGCCCCGCAGUGACGUGAGAGGACGCAAGGCUCAAGUGAAGAGGAGGCCAGCGUCACGUGCGGCGAGCCCGGGAGCUUUCUGCGGGCGGUGCUGACGGUGCGAUGA